UUAGUCAUGGGUCGUAGCAGUGACGACAACUUUAUUGCUACCAAAUUUAUGCUCUUGAAACCCGAAAAAAUGGGUUUCAUUCAACUCUUCCAGAUCUUGUUUGGAAGUGAUUUACACCAAAAAGACUUUGUGCAAUGCCUUGAGUUCAUUGUCGAAGAACGCUUCAGCCAUAAAUGGCUCGUAUUUUUAUCGCUAUUGGUACAGAAGGUUCUGCACUCGAUGGCCAAUGUAUUAAAAUGCUUUGGCGACAUAGUUGAAGUAUUUUUGAACCUACAAGCUUCCAACAACUAUAAUGUCUUCAUGCUUAUCCCUAACAUAUUCCGAGGUUUGUUAUGUUCUUUUUUGUAUGCUCAAGUUUAUACUUUGAUCUUCAUAAUAUCUGCAAAUUAUAUUUCAUUUAUUAAUCAUUUGGAUACGCGAAUGGACUUGGACUGUAGCAUCAAACGUGAAGAACCCAGCAAGUACAAUGCUGCAUUGUCUAUAAUGGCUUCUAAAGUAUCCUACGAGAAUAAAGCAGUCAUUCAAGUUAUUGUCGAAGAUCGCUGGAAGAUGGAACUGGUGGAAUGCCGUGACUACUGGAAUGAUUAUCAAGAAAAAGCUACAACUCAGGCAUUCAUCCUCUUGGACAAAGGUGAAGACCACGAUACCUAUGUGGUGGCUUUCAGAGGAACCGAACCUUUUGAUGCUGAUGCAUGGUCCACCGACAUUGACAUCUCAUGGUUUGAGCUUCAGGAUUUUGGAAAAACCCAUGCAGGCUUCAUGAAAGCCUUAGGGUUACAGUUACAGUUAGAGAGAAACCUUGUAGGUUGGCCCAAGGAAAUUGAAACUGAUGAGAGGGGUCCACGUGCCUACUACGCCAUAAGGGAUUUACUAAAGAAGCGUUUGCAUGGAAGUGAUAAAGCAAAGUUUAUUGUGACGGGUCAUAGUCUUGGUGGAGCUCUUGCGAUUCUCUUUCCCGCAGUACUGAUGCUGCAUGAUGAGACGUUUCUUUUGGAGAAGCUUGAAGGGGUGUACACGUUUGGACAACCUAGAGUUGGUGAUGAAACGUUUGCCAAUUACAUGAACCAAAAUUUGAAAAAACACAAUAUUAAGUAUUACAGGUUUGUUUACUGCAACGACGUUGUUCCUAGGUUGCCCUUCGAUGACAAGAUCAUGAUGUUUGAGCACUUUGGGACAUGUCUUUAUUAUGACAGGAACUAUAAAUGCGAGAAACUACAAGAGGAGCCGAAUAAGAACUACAUUUCAUGGAAAGAGAUGAUACCGAUGAGCAUCAAUGCGUUCUGGGAGCUAUGCAGGAGCUUUACUAUUGUGUAUAAAUAUGGACCUGAAUAUCAAGAAGUAUGGCUUCUAAGAUUUUUUAGGCUUUUGGGCUUGGCAUUUCCCGGAUUAUCAGCUCAUAUUAUCCAGGAUUAUAUUAAUGCUACUCGAUUGGGAUUGUUUCCACAUUUGGAUUAA
Molecule: messenger RNA, 1455 nt
Organism: Abrus precatorius (Indian licorice)
Lineage: Eukaryota; Viridiplantae; Streptophyta; Magnoliopsida; Fabales; Fabaceae
Exons: 5
Coding region: 7-1455 (482 amino acids)
Biological process (GO): lipid metabolic process
Molecular function (GO): triacylglycerol lipase activity
Source: RefSeq, a predicted model, not a curated record